Rhagoletis zephyria (snowberry fruit fly) is the source of this 1461-nucleotide messenger RNA. Its product is annotated as dipeptidyl peptidase 3-like. The record is from RefSeq and is a predicted model, not a curated record. Gene Ontology annotation, molecular function: dipeptidyl-peptidase activity. Gene Ontology annotation, cellular component: cytoplasm. Lineage: Eukaryota; Metazoa; Arthropoda; Insecta; Diptera; Tephritidae.
UUUCGCCUUGAACGAGGCGAUUACUCGCCCAUUAUGAAACUGCUCAACAAGCACCUCGAGUUGGCCAAAAAGUCUGCUCGAAAUGAGACCGAAUCAAAGAUGAUUGCCGAGUACUUGAAGCACUUUAAUUCCGGUGAUUUGAGCGAGCACAAAGAGGGAUCGCGAUUCUGGAUUAAGGACAAGGGACCAAUUGUUGAGACGUACAUUGGCUUCAUCGAGAACUACCGCGAUCCAGCCGGACAGCGUGCCGAGUUUGAAGGAUUUGUUGCUGUGGUGAACAAGGAAAUGAGCAAAAAGUUUGAAACACUUGUGAAUGGUGCUUCCUUGUUGCUGCCUAAACUGCCUUGGUCGAAAGAAUUUGAAAAGGACCGCUUUCUUCAGCCUGACUUUACGUCGCUGGACGUGCUGACAUUCACCGGGUCGGGAAUUCCUGCUGGUAUCAACAUUCCCAACUACGAUGAGAUUCGCCAGAAUGAAGGCUUCAAGAACGUGUCUCUGGGCAAUGUAAUCACCGCCAGUUUGAAGGAAUCAAAGCCUAACUUUUUGAGCUCUGAAGAUGCAAAGUAUAUGGAGAAGUACUCUGUGGCAAGCUUUGAAGUGCAAGUUGGUCUGCAUGAGCUGCUUGGCCAUGGAAGCGGCAAGCUGUUGAAGGCAGGAACCGAUGGCAAGUUGAACUUUGAUCAAGCCAAGACCAUUGAUCCACUGACUGGAAAGCCGGUGACGAAAUGGUACGCUGCUAACGAAUCGUACGACAGCAAGUUUGGUCCACUGAGCUCUGCCUACGAGGAGUGCCGAGCCGAAUGUGUUGGCCUGUAUCUGAGUUUGGACAGCGAAGUCAUCAAGAUUUUUGGGUUCACAGACCUGACAGAACAGCGAAAUGUGGUCUACGUUAACUGGCUGUCCAUGGUACACAAGGGCAUUGAGAGCUUGAAGAUGUACAACCCCUCGGUGAAGAAAUGGCUGCAGGCUCACUCGCAAGCGCGCUAUGUUAUCACGCGAGUACUGCUGGAGAGCGCCAAGGAGCUGGUGAAGAUUGAGCAGAUUGAAAAGAACAAAGACGAUGGUAAACCCGAUCUGCUGAUUAGCUUUGCCCGUGACCACGAACUAAUCCAGACAAAGGGCAAGAAGGCGAUUGGAGACUUCUUGCUGAAGCUUCAGACGUACAAGUCGACCGGUGAUUCCGAGGCUGCUAUCAAGAUGUUUGACCACUAUUCAACCGUUGACGAUAACUUGGAGUAUCCAUACUUGAAGUUCCGCGAUAUUGCUCAGGCUCGAAAGAAGCCACGUCGCCUGUUUGUCGAGUCUGCCACAGCAAUGGCAGACAGCACAGUGCAGCUGAAGACCUUUCCGAACACACACGAAGGGCUGAUUCAGUCCUUCCAGGAGCACUUCUCUGAUGAGACUGGCAUCGAAACGAUGCUAGUUGACCUGUGGAAGAAGGAUUUAGUGUACUUUUCUUAA